Molecule: messenger RNA, 5432 nt
Organism: Leucoraja erinaceus (little skate)
Lineage: Eukaryota; Metazoa; Chordata; Chondrichthyes; Rajiformes; Rajidae
Exons: 10
Coding region: 447-1397 (316 amino acids)
Source: RefSeq, a predicted model, not a curated record
GAUGAACCAUCCUCAUCACUAAUGAAAGGUGAACACCAAUCAGAGGGUGCGGCUUAAUUGCUCUGAGCUGCAGAUGAGAACUUCCUGUACUUCUGUAAAAUUAGAUUUGCUUGUCUGACACCAAAUAGGCAGGGGGAAAGUUACCUGAACGAUUCUCUAGCACUCUGCCUCCACAACGUACACCGACAGGACACCACAGGUUGCAGGCUUAACUCAUUCUCAACAUUUUCGCUGUGAUUUGCACUGAAACCUCCAACGACUGACUUAUUUAAAGAACGCAAGAGUAUUUCCUUGUUGCGAGGAUAAAGAUGUGUAUAGUUGGUUUGUCAUCCUGAGGUCGAAUUGCAUUGGAAUUCCUAAGGUUAGUUCUAAGGUAAUAACAGUUCAGAAGAUCACAGAGAUUUGUUUGGUGACCUGUCCAUUGGGCGUUCCUAAGGGGGUGAAGUAUGGUAGUCAGAGCCAACAAGAUCCAACAUCUUAUAGGUUUCGUCCUGCUUUGUAUUGCAUUAUACUGCAAUGUUGCGAGUUCUGGAAAUGGAGAUAAUACAACAAUGUCCUAUGACAAUAUGACAAUGGAUAACAUGACAUCGACUGAAUCUUAUGAAAAUAUGACAGUAUGGAACAGAACUACGGACAAAAUGGAACUACCUGUAAAUUUUUCCUGUCAGACCUUCAAUUGCACAGGCUCCAUGUGUUACGAAAACCAGGAUGACUGGAUGGAAUGUCCCUGGACUCACAUGUACUGUGAGUUUUACAGUGUCUCCAACUCCUCGUACUGGGCAGGUUGCAGUAACAGCUGUGCUGGCACGGAAAACAUCUGCAUGGAUUCCACAUACAACAUGUGCACAAUGGAGUGUUGUAACGGAACUCUGUGCCUGAUGCUAAAUGGCACAAUUCAAGAAAUACCUGUUGAUUAUGAUAUGGAAAUGACUGAACCUUGGACUGAAAUGACUGACACCACUAUGGAACCAACAACAACACCAACACCAACACCAACACCACCACCAACAACUGCUCCAACAACAAGAGGCAGUGACAACAAGUGCAAUGUGAUCAACUGUGGUGGAGAUACUUGCUACCAAUCCCAAACUUCACAAAUUGAAUACUGUGCUGCCGAUGAGCUGUACUGCAAGCUGGAAAAGGAGACAAGCUCCAACCAAUGGACUGGUGGCUGCGACGCCGACUGCAUCGACAUUACAUCUGGCUGUUCAUCCAACAGCAAUGACCAAACGUGUAUCCAGGAGUGUUGCACGGCAAAUACUGAGUCCUCCUGCCUGACAUUAGAUGGACAGGAAUAUUUAGUGGGAUCCGCAACCAUGACACAGUCUAUGAAGAUGAUUGUGUAUGCAAUUGUUAUCUUUGCCUUGGCUAAUCAUUUUGCACCCUUUCAUUUUUAAAAGUUGUAGCCAGGAAUUCACACCAGACUUUAUAUAUUCAAGGCAUAAUUCAGACAUCAGCAUAAAACUGCAUAAGCCUUUUUAUGUCAGUAUUCGAAAUGAGCAGAUAUUUCUGUGAAACUUUAUUACCCUUGAUAUAAUUAAAACACCAGAUUCGUCCACCCACAAGUAGAUUUUAGUAUAGAAUAUCUGUUUCAAUUCUGAGUUGAGGUAAUAGUUCUCUUUGUUUCUCUGACGGACUCUGGCUCCCUCUCUCUCUCCCCCUCUUUUUCUCUCUCUCUCACUCAUUCUCCCACUCUAUGAGCACCAACGCUAAUAAGAUCAAGGGUUUCAAGUACAAUUACUGGGAAGAGAACUGGAAAAUAAAAAAUAAAAAUGUUGAAAGAAUCACAAAUGCUUUACUGUACUUCUGUAGACACCACAGGAAUUCUAUAAUGUUAAAUGUUGCAAUCUUAAAAUAUAUGGGGCCAAUAUUUAUAUUGGCUUUAACGAGGUACAUUAAAAAAUAUCCACGCAAACAUUCUAGUUGUAAAAGAAAACAACUAUUUUUUUUAAUCAAUAUUUCUGAUUUAACAAGAAGUUGUACAGUGGGUGUUACAAAAUGGGUGAGAAAAUUAACACUGUCUCCUUACCAAUCUUAAAAUAUACAAUCAACCACAGGCCAAAUCUAGCAGAGAAACCAGUGUUUAUUCGUUGAUAUUUGACAUUGAAAUGGAUAUCAAUGGCUUGAAAUUUAAAGUAUGGAUUGCAGAUAGAGAGAUUUGAAACAUUACCUUUUCCUCAAAUUUUCUUCUCUAUAGCCUUGUGUUAUGGAACGCACGAAGAACCAUACAGAAAAAGGCUUAUGCAGUAUAUAUAUAUAUAAUGGAUCUAAAUAUUCAUUUAAAUAUUCAUAAAAAUGUCAUUGUAACGUCAAGUGAUACAUGUAUAAGGGCCUGUUCAGUGCUGUAAGAUUGCAAUGUUGAAAUAAUGCUAGCUCUUUGUUAAUAACUAUAUGUUUCUGGAUUAAAAGACGAUGGGCCUAAGAAAGAUUCAAGUUCUGCUGCAUCUUACGUCCAUUAUGAAAUGGAGGAGGUGCGGAGGUAUAACAGUUUGACAGAGUUAACAUCAAGGUGUUCAAAAGGCGUCCUCACAGCAUUCAGAAACCAGUAAUGGUUAUUCUCUGCCCAAAUAUCCCUCUCGCAGAUAAUGAUAAACCAGAGGCAAAUUCUGGUCUUUACAGUUCUUUGCAACAGGCUAUUCAGCACACACACAUUGGAAAAACUUGCAUAUAUAUUAUCACCUUCAUCAAUAUUGAAAUAAAUGUUUGUGCGAGAUGAAGUUCACUUUUUUACUUCGGACCCAACCCAUUUCCUUUGAUCUGGGGUUCCUCUAUAUGUACCAGGGAACAAUUUCUACUCUGCAGCAUUUACAGCUAACUCUCCUUAUCCACAAGUAUAUUCAAUGAAUUGGCAUUAUUUUUUACGUUCAUUCUGUGCCGUCUCAGUUCUGAACAGGUUCUUUCCAAAUGAUCCGAGCAAAUUUGAAUGUAACUCUGAAUGACUGUUGCUGCCGUUGCAUCUCCAGCCAGCAAUGCCCGAUUCAGAUUCUGGCAAGGUCUGGUCACCCUGCUCGUUUGUGAAUACGCAGUUUAAACCCUUGUCUUGUGAUGUUUGCUUCAACCAUAAAAUGUACGUUUAACUGGCCUGUAAUAAAAUUUAAACAGAAUUAUAUUUGUAUAAUGCUAAGGUAAUGUAUAGAAUAUGAAUAAAGCAUAUACGAGAAAUAAUAUUCUUCACGGAACAGAAAUCUGUCUUUUUCUCCUUAAACAAUGACAUUGGAUUUUCAUGAGCAGUGUGAUUUCAUGAUUUUGUUUCAGAUUGGUAAUGAAUAAGAGUUGUAGACUUUUUGCCUUUGUUGAAGGGGUGAUUUAGUCUCUCAUAGAAUUAACUGAAAGCAGAUUUGCUAUUAGCAUUGCAAGAUUGCAACUAUUUUACUCCUUCCAUAAGGUGAGGCUCGGGACCAAUUAAGUACAUUUGACAAUAGCAGUGGCUUCAAGGCUUUAAAACAGCCUUUCCCAAGCGUUUCCCAAGUGUUUUUAAAAGUCAUUCUCAUGAAGCCUGCUCAUUCAGGACUCGGCUACUUUGUCAUUUUGACUGUGUCAAGUUUGUAAUAAAAAUAAACAUAUUGACCAUGUACCAGCUGAGCUGAUGCUUUGACGCAUUCCAUUUUAAUUAAGAGGCAAUGGAUAAUAACACUAAUGCAACUUUUAAUUUUACAUAAUUAAUUAAUUAAUCUCCUAACCUAUGUCCAAGAUAUCUCACAUGCCCAUCAUCUCUUUAAUGACUUCUGCUUUCCGAGCCCCAACUCCCUGAUCUUUACUCUGGAUGUUCAGUCACUCAACACCUCAAUCCCCCACCAUGAAGGCCUUAAAGCUUUAUCAUCAACCCCGCCGACAAGGGAGGUGCCGUGGUAGUCUGGCGAGCUGCCCUCUACCGCACUGAGGCCAGGCACCUCCUCCUACCUAUCCUUGGACCAUGAUCCCACAGUUUAGCACCAGGCCAUAAUCUCACAGACCAUUUCUGAUUUCAUCACUUCUGACUGUCUGCCUUCCACAGCCUCCAACCUUAUUGUUUCCCAGCCCCGCACAGCUGGUUGUACCUUCUCCCCAAAAUCCUUAAACACAACUGCCCUGGCAGACACAUUGUUUCUGCCUUCUCUCGUCCCACUGAAAUGAUUUCCACGUACCUCGACUCCAUCCUCUCCCCCUGGUGCAAUCACUCCCAACCUAUGUCCAAGAUAUCUCACAUACACUUCAUCUCUUUCAUGACCUGCUUUCCGAGCCACCACUCCCUCAUCUUUACUAUAGAUCUGCACCAACUCCCACCAGGAAGGCCAUAAAGUCCUCCGUUUCUUCCUCGAUCGCAGAACCAUCCAAUUUCCCUCUACUAACACUCUAAUCUGCCUAGCUGUGCUGGUCCUCAUCCUUAAUAACUUCUCCUUCGACUCUCCCACUUCCUCCGUCCAGGGCAUAGCUAUGGGCACCCACAUUGGCCCCAGCUAUGCCUGCCUCUUUGUAGGGUACGUUGAACAAUUCCUGUUCCAGGUGUACAAUGGCCCUAUCCCCAAACAUUAUCUCCGUUGCAUUGACGACUGCAUUGGUGCCAGCUCCUGCACCCAUUCAGAACUCAUGGACUUUGAUGAGUUCACCACCAAUUUCCAUCCUGCACUCAAAUUUACUUGGCUCAUCUCUGACACCACCCUCACCUUUCUUGUUCUCAUUCCCCAUCACAGGGAAAUUUGCUGAACACCUUCACUCGGUCCGCCUGAACCUACCUGAUCUUCCAGUUGCUAAACACUUUUUCACCCAACAAACAGCUAACAAUGGCCUGUUUCCUUUAUCAUCCUUACUUUUUUGCAUAUCUUUCAUUCAUUCUUUAUCCCUCUACAUCAUCAUCCAUAUCUCUCAUUUCACUUAUCACUAACCAGUCUGAAGAAGUCAAAACGCCACCCAUUCAUACUCUCCAGAGAUGCUGCCUGUCUCGCUGAGUUACUCCAGCGUUUUGUGUCUAUCUUCGGUUUAAUCCAGCACCUGCAAUUCCUUUCUGCACUAUAUAAUUUCAUGUUGCAUUACUGUAAAACCACAGCAACAGUGCAUUGGCUUGGUAGUGAGAAGCUACCAAUAUUUUAAAAGCAGAAAAUGUUUGAGCACAGCAAAUGGCUUUAUUGAAUAUAUCUUGAGUCUGCAUUUAAGGUGAAAGGGCCUUCUAAUAUUUUUGAUCAACGUAGAAAAAAACACAUAUUAUCUAGGUAACAUUAAUAUGACUCAUUUUUUCCAUUGUCUUAUCAUGGAUAUUUUUGAAUUAGUUCUAAUAAAAUCGCAGUAGAACACUGUUUUCAGCAGAACUGUUUUUCCCAUGAUGGCUUCAAUUGCUUACCUGCUAUUGUUUGGAUAAUGUCAUUCUUUUUGUUUCAGGUAAUCUCCAUCAAUACAUGACUCUAUGUGGCAUCAAUGUUUUAUUAAAUGAGCUCUAAUAAAAAUUAAACUCAAGUACA